This is a messenger RNA of Ruditapes philippinarum (Manila clam), 3272 nucleotides long. Its product is annotated as S-adenosylmethionine synthase-like. The record is from RefSeq and is a predicted model, not a curated record. Gene Ontology annotation, biological process: S-adenosylmethionine biosynthetic process. Gene Ontology annotation, molecular function: ATP binding; methionine adenosyltransferase activity. The coding region runs from base 50 to 1288 and encodes 412 amino acids. Lineage: Eukaryota; Metazoa; Mollusca; Bivalvia; Venerida; Veneridae. Gene Ontology annotation, cellular component: cytosol. The transcript is spliced from 8 exons.
ACAUUUCUGCCUCUUUUCCAAUAACCAUAAGAGAGUACAGACGUACAACAUGUCGGAACAAAAAGUCGUGAAUGGUGGUGGACAUCCAGAACAUUACAAAGAAAUACGUCAUCAUUAUGCAGAAGAGUGUAGCCAAGAUGAUAUCGGAACAUUUUUGUUUACAUCAGAAUCUGUUGGCGAGGGACAUCCAGACAAGAUUUGUGAUCAGGUCAGUGAUGCUAUCCUUGAUGCUCAUUUGAGACAGGACCCGGAGGCCAAAGUUGCUUGUGAAACUGUCUCAAAGACUGGUAUGAUCCUGUGCUGUGGAGAAAUCACCUCAAAGGCCAAGGUUGACUACCAGAGUAUUAUCAGAAAUACAAUCAAACAGAUCGGAUAUGAUGAUUCCAGCAAAGGUUUUGAUUACAAGACCUGUAAUGUGUUGAUUGCCCUAGAAGAACAAAGUCCAGAUAUUGCCCAAGGUGUGCAUGUUGACAGAGAUGAAGAUGACAUUGGUGCAGGCGAUCAGGGUUUGAUGUUUGGAUAUGCUACUGAUGAAACUGAAGAGUGUAUGCCAUUGACAGUUGUCCUUUCUCAUCAACUCAAUGCAAAGAUUGCUCAGUUACGCAGAUCUGGGGAAUUUCCUUGGGCUAGACCAGACACCAAAACACAGGUUACAAUUGAAUACAAAUAUGACGAAGGUGCAUGUGUUCCUCUCCGUGUUCACACAGUUGUCAUCUCGCUCCAACACAGUGAAGAUAUUACCAUGGACAAACUUAGAAAAGAAGUCAUGGAAAAAGUCGUUAAAGUUGUGAUCCCUCAGAAAUACCUGGAUGAUAGAACAAUAUAUCACAUACAGCCAUCAGGAUUAUUUAUCAUAGGCGGUCCACAGGGUGAUGCUGGUUUGACUGGUAGAAAAAUUAUUGUAGAUACAUAUGGUGGAUGGGGUGCUCAUGGUGGCGGUGCUUUCUCGGGUAAAGAUUUCUCCAAGGUAGACAGAUCGGCUGCAUACGCUGCAAGAUGGGUGGCAAAAUCUCUAGUCAAAGCUGGUCUGUGUAGACGUGUUCUUGUUCAGCUAUCCUAUGCUAUUGGCGUUGCUCAGCCAUUGUCCAUCACAGUACUUAGUUACGGAACAUCAAGCAAAUCAGAACAGGAAUUGUUACAAAUUGUCCGCAACAACUUUGAUCUUAGACCUGGUAGAAUUGUCAAAGACCUAAAUUUGAAAAAUCCAAUUUACCAGAAAACUGCAUGUUAUGGACAUUUUGGAAGACCAGAAUUCACAUGGGAGCAAGGAAAGCCUUUGAAGUUCUAAAAUUAUCACUCACACACUAUCUGACAUUAUAAAUAUCAUUCAGUCACUUUCAGCAGGUGCUUUAUUUAAUUUUUUAGUGUAAUUUGACUGAAUUUAACAUUAUAUUAAAAAAAGAGGGUAUAUAAACUACUUUGGUUAUAUAUGUAGAUAUAUAUAAUAAUAGAACUGCACUGAACUAUGUUUAGAUAUUAUAUCUUGCAGUGUUUCUUACUUACAAUUGUUAUAUGCAUAACAUAUGCAGCCCGUCGAUCCCCCAGGGCCCCAAUAUUUGUGUGACCCUGGGGUGCCUCGUACUGGCUUUGGAGAGAAGAUCUACAGACCACAGUAGUUAGAGGGAUAGACUGACAUCAGAUAUGAUACCAGAGUCAUUUAAACAUUUGAUAGUGACCCGUGUUUUUCAAACACAAGUUGUUAAAUUGUUUAGCAGAUUCACGAAUUCAGCUCUUGAAUCUUGAUUAACACAGGUUAUCAUCUUGUAUUUUUCGAGACUUUUGUUGAAUUGGUGCUUGGUUAACAAAUUAACAAAGUAUAUAUAGAAAAUUCUGUGAAAAAUUUAUCUUAGAAUGAAUAUCGUAUCUGCCCUCAGUCUGCGUGGCCCUUUAGCUAGUGCAAAUGUGUAAUUGUUUAAAACACACACACAUUUGUCUUGUGUUUAUAGAAAUUAAUUGGAAAAGAGCACUCUUUAUAAACACUCGGGUCUGUGCUCCAUUUGUGCUCAAUUUAACAUCCUUUGUUUUGUAUUUUCUGUAACCUUGCUCUUGUUUUUCUUUUUUUUUCUUUAACACUUCUUUAAACAUGGUUCUAUGUAUAUAUUUAUAUAUUACUUGCAAUUUUUAUGUAAUUUGAUGUAUUUUAUGAUGUACACUAUGCCGAUACAUAUUUUUGUCACUGUUAAAAUAAAAAAUCAAUUGUUUAACAUUUGUCUUGUAAACAAAACUGUUGAAACAAACACUUCUAAAGUGGCAGAUAUUUCAUUUCCAUAAUAUUAUGUGCAAAGUUUCACUAGUAAAUAUACCAUAUGUGAAAGCUUGUUUUUAUAAUUUUAUGUUUUUUAAAAAUAAAAAAAUGUGCUUUUUUAAAAAUCAUGACUGUGUCUCACUUUGCAAUGCUGUUGUGUGAAAAUUUUUAUUUUUUGGAGUAAACGAUUGUACUUGAAUGUAUGUAUACUAUUGUUGUAGCAACAGUAGUUGUUGUUUUUAUGAAGAUUGCCAAUUUUUUUCGCAAUUUUUCAUCUGAUUUCCAUAUCAUAUUGUUUCUUUUUAUGUCUGUGUAAGAAUGAAUAAGAGAGGUCCACCUGUACCAGAUGUUUUCUAUACUUUGACAAGUGUUCGAAAUUUUACAUUUAGAUAAUGGUAAUUUUUUCUCGACAAUAUUUCUUACAUUCCUUUAUCCUUUUAUAACAGCUGCUGUGUCAAUAUAUGCAUACUUGCCUGUAAUUUUGGAGGGUAAAAUAGAAAUAAUGGAGAGCAGAAAAAAAAAUGUAUAUUUUUGUAUUGUAAUUUGUACAAGUUUUUGAUGGAAGCAAAUGUUGUGAUAAGAUACCAGGUAGACACUUGCGUUUAUUUCAGUUUGAUACUAUUUAUAGCCUUACAUGAUGUACAAAUCAGUUGUAAUACGUAGCACAGCUGGGGCUAAGAAAGUAAGACUGCCUCGACUUGAAAAUGCAAGUGGCGAUAAUUAUUCGCCUGUACAAAACUUUAGUCAGUUUUACUUCUAUUCAGGGUCAAAGGUCAAGUCAAAUCUCUUGAAUAUAUUCAUAAUUUAUAAUCAAAAUUUGACUUCAAAUUUGUCUAUCCAGCCAUGGUUUUAAUGGUGUCAUUUAAAGUGACCUCCCUUGUUUGUUUGAAUAUAAAUUAUUGUGAUGAAUUAUGUAUUGGUUGAUAUGUUUUAUUUUUGUUGUAUCAAAAUGUUAUAGAAAUCCCUGUUCCAUUUUGUAUGUGGGAUCAAAAAAUCAAUGAUGAAAUAAAAUAUAAAUUGAAAAUUG